Messenger RNA from Hypoxylon fragiforme, 1591 nucleotides. RefSeq names its product mitotic checkpoint protein BUB3. Gene Ontology annotation, cellular component: kinetochore; bub1-bub3 complex; mitotic checkpoint complex. Gene Ontology annotation, biological process: mitotic spindle assembly checkpoint signaling. Bases 155 to 1234 code for a protein of 359 amino acids. Gene Ontology annotation, molecular function: ubiquitin binding. The record is from RefSeq and is a predicted model, not a curated record. The transcript has 3 exons. NCBI's taxonomy places the organism in Eukaryota, Fungi, Ascomycota, Sordariomycetes, Xylariales, Hypoxylaceae.
CCCCUGUCCAACUAUUGAUAUUUACUUUGAACGAGUUUAACUGCAACUGCAACUGCGACUACAACGCCGAACUACACUAUAGCAAAUGCCUAUCUACUAGGUACCUAUCUACCUAUUCUCUCUCACCUCACCGCAUAAGAACUAUUGGAUCAUCAUGGCACCGUCAGCAACACAAUUCGAGCUCGCGCAACCCCCAAACGACGCCAUCUCCGCCGUCGCCUUCGCGCCCGACUCGCCCUCGCGCCUCCUCGUAUCCUCCUGGGACAAGAACGUCUACCUCUACGACACCCUAGCCACGAGCGGCAGCAGCGAAGAGGAGAACCCCAGCCAUGGCGCCCUCCUGCGCACCUUCGAGCACCGCGCCCCCGUCAUGGACGUCUGCUUCGGCGCCCACGGCCGCGAGGCCUUCAGCGCCGCCGUCGACUGGCAGGUGCGGCACAUCGACCUCGAGACCGGCGACCAGACCGUGCUGAGCAAGCACGAGGCUCCCGUGCGCAGAGUCGUGUAUAGCCGCGAACACUCCAUCCUCAUCUCCGCCUCCUGGGACAGCACCCUGCACAUCCACAACCCCUCGAACCCGUCCCUCGCGACCCUCACCAUCCCCCUCCCCGGCAAGCCACACGCCAUGGCCGCGAGCCCGUCCAAGGUAAUCGUCGCCAUGACCUCGCGCCUCGUGCACAUCUACGACCUCUCCUCCCUCGCGUCCGCCCUCACCGCGCAGACCAACGACCCGCCGCAACCCUGGCAGCAGCGCGAGUCCUCCCUAAAAUUCCUGACCCGCGCCGUCGCCGCCAUGCCCUCGGACGCCGGGUACGCCACCUCAUCCAUCGAGGGUCGCGUAGCCGUAGAAUGGUUCGACGCGUCGGCGGAGUCCCAAGCGCGCAAGUACGCCUUCAAGUGCCACCGGCAGGCGGGCGGCGACGGCACCGACGUCGUGUACCCCGUCAACGCGCUGGCCUUCCACCCCGUGCACGUGAGCACCUUCGCCAGCGCCGGCGGCGACGCCACCGUCGCCCUCUGGGACGCCGACGCCAAGCGCCGCAUGAAGGUCUACCAGAAGUUCGCCGACUCCGUCGCCGCCCUCGCCUUCAGCCCCGACGGCCGCUACCUCGCCGUCGCCGUCUGCCCCGGCUUCGAGACCGGCAUGGAGGACUACAGUGGCGAAGGGCGCACCAGGAUCUUCGUCAGGGCCCUCGGCGAGAACGAGGCUAUGCCUAAGGGCAAGGGGAAGUGAGCAUCGCAUACGGUAGGUAUUCAAGACAUGGAAGAUGAUGAAAAGGCCAAAUUCAAAAAUGCAACGAAAGUCAGACAGGACAGAGAGACGAUAAAAAGCAAGCUGCGGGGUUUUGUGUCGCUAAAUUGUUUGUGUAUCGUCUAUCAACUUGAGAUUCUCUAGGAACAGGCUCAACCAGAGCCCGGAGCUGGCUGGCGUUUGUUAAGAUAUUAGGAAGGAAAUAUGUGAAUUCUACAAAUGAGUGAUACACUCCCGCCAGCUUCUCUCUAAAUUUUAUGAAAUAACAUGAUUGACUGUUGAUAUGUCAAGUUUUCAUCUCUCUAGAAAGGGGCAAUGAAAUACAAUGAAGUUUCGCCG